AUGCCCGAGAUCACCGCCGAAAGCACGCCGCGCGUGUCCUCCACGCUGCCGCAGGAAGUCAUCCAAUGCUUGGAGAAUGCCCGCUAUCUGCACCUUGCGACAAGCUCGUCCGACGCCAUGCCGCACAUUUCUCUCAUGAACUACACCUAUCUGCCCUCCUCGCCCUACUCGCCUACCCCGCAGAUCAUCAUGACCACCCCACCCGGCACCCAGAAGACAACCAACCUGUGCCAAAACCCGCGCGUCUCCCUGCUUGUCCACGACUGGGUGACGACCCGUCCUCCGACCCUUUCCUCUGGCCGCGAGGGAAGCCCGCCGCCUGCCGCCUCUCGUAGCUCACUGGCCACACUGCUUCUGGGCAUGAACUCUGCUUCCCUGUCGCGCAUUUCGGUGACGAUCAACGGAAACGCUUCCUUUGUGCCCCACAACUCCGACGAGGAGAAGUGGCUCAAAGCGAAACAUUUGGAGAACAACACUUUUGGCUCAGAAAUGGACGAUGCAGGCAAUGCAUUCAGCACAAGUCCGAACGUCUCUGGAAGCGGCGAUGGCGGCAGAGGUUACUGGGUAGAGGGCGAAGAGGCUAGGGUAAUUGUUGUCACUAUCAAGGAUGGCCGCAUCUCAGACUGGAAGGGUGAGAUCACAGAUUGGGUCAUCGCCAGUGAGGAUGGGAUCGGAAGGCCGGCUGCACAGCUGCCAAACGGUGUCUAA
Molecule: messenger RNA, 708 nt
Organism: Lasiodiplodia theobromae
Lineage: Eukaryota; Fungi; Ascomycota; Dothideomycetes; Botryosphaeriales; Botryosphaeriaceae
Product: Pyridoxamine phosphate oxidase
Exons: 2
Coding region: 1-708 (235 amino acids)
Cellular component (GO): cytoplasm; nucleus
Source: RefSeq, a predicted model, not a curated record